GUCUCUAGCGCAGACUUUGGUUUUCUCCAUUUUGAACAAAGCGAUAGACGAAAUUUAAGAUGGCAUCCAGCGCUCUUAUCAAGGUAAAGAUCCAACGAAAUUUAAACGCGAAGCCAAAGAGCGAUGAUACAACUGCGACUAACGGCGCUACCGAAAGCAACAAAGAAACGCAAGCAUCAGGUGAUCAAGUUAACCAGAAUGACAAACGAAAGGAGAAAGGGAUGAAAAAAUCUUCAAACCGUUUUGAGCCUUAUAACCCUCAAAGACGUUUUAGGGCUUUCAUCUCUAACAUACCCUUUGAUGUUAAAUGGCAGGCCCUGAAAGACCUUGUCAAGGAGAAAGUUGGUGAGGUAACAUACGUGGAGCUCUUAAUGGACGAUGAAGGAAAGUCAAGGGGAUGUGCGGCGGUUGAGUUUAAAUUGGAGGAAAGCAUGAAGAAGGCUGUGCAAGUUCUCAAUAAGCAUGUCUUUAAUGGAAGGCCAUUAAAAGUUAGGGAGGAUCCUGAUGGUGAUCGUUCAAGAAGAGCUGCCCACUCUGUUUUUGGACUAGGCCCUAUGGGCAUGGGAGGUCCAGGCCCUAUGGGUUUGGGUGGUCCAGGUCCAAUGGGAAUGCCGGGGCCAAUGGGAAUGGGUGGUCCAGGUCCAAUUGGGCUUGGUGGACCUGGUCCUCUGGGAAUGGGUGGCCCAGGACCAGUUGGAGGCAAUAUUCCGCCUAGCCUGCUUAACAACCCAAAUAUUCCUAGGGAAGUUAUCCAUGCACUACAAGCAGGAAGACUUGGGAGCACAGUGUUUGUAGCUAAUCUUGAUUACAGUGUUGGCUGGAAAAAGUUAAAGGAAGUAUUUGGAAUUGCUGGCACUGUGCUGCGGGCAGAUGUUUUGGAAGAUAAAGAUGGAAAGAGCAGAGGAAUUGGUACAGUUACAUAUGAACAACCUAUAGAAGCUGUUCAGGCAAUAUCAAUGUUCAAUGGACAGCCUCUCUUUGACAGACCUAUGAUGGUGAAAAUGGAUGACAAAUCAAUGCCUAAAGGAGACCUGUUUCCUGCAGAUCGGCCACCACAACUUCCCCGUGGCCUUGGAGGUAUUGGGAUGGGCCUUGGUCCUGGCGGUCAGCCAAUAGAUGCAAACCAUCUGAGAGGAUCAAGUAUGGGGGGCCCUGGAGGUAUAUCUAUGGACUCAAUGGGCUUCGGGAUGAAUAAAAUGGGCAUUGAUGGCCCUCCAGUUGGUGGGAACAGCAGUCUUGGUAGCAUAAACAGAUUUCCAUCUGGUUUGGGCCUUGGAAGAAUGAGUGGAGAUCUUGAUCGAGCAAUGAGUGUUGGAUUUGAUAGGAGUGAACUGAACACGUUAUCCAGAGGUUAUGGGGACUCACUGGAUAGAGGAAUUGGGUCUGGAGCAGGCAACCUUGUGGCUGGUAUUGACAGACUGAGUUCAGGCCUAGGGAGAGGUGUAGACAGAGUACCAUCUGAUAUUGAUAGAAUGGGGCUUGUCAUGGACCGUUUGGGUCCUAGUGCUGACAGAAUGGGCUCUGGGAUAGGCUCUGGUAUGGGAUCAUUGGGCAUGGACCACAUUUCCUCCAGUAUUGACAGAAUUGUAGCAUCCAGCUUAGACAGAAUGAGUACUAACAUUGGUUAUGGUGUAGACAGGAUGGGAUCAUCAAUUGAUAGGGUAGGCUCCACAAUUGAUAGAAUGGGUUCCAGCAUAGACCGCAUUGGCUCAGGAAUGGAUAGAGUGGGUGUUGGUAUGGACCGCCUAGGAUCCUCUUCAAUGGAUAGAAUGGCAUCUGGGUUGGAUCGUAUGGGUCCCAUGAUGGAUAGGCUUCCAUCAGUGGAUCGACUUACUGCUGGGUCUAUGAACAGAGUUGGGUUAGACCACAUUGCAUCCAGUCCUUUAGAUAGAAUGGGACCAGGCAUUGGAAUGGGUUCCAGCAUGGGACUGGGAAUGGGAAGUAGUUUUGACAGGCCAAUGGACAUUGACCACACUAAGUUUGGAAACAACUUUGGAGGUUCUUUUGGCGGAACAGCUGGUAUACGGCCAGUUGCAGUACCGCGGAAAGGAUGCCAGAUUUUUGUAAGAAAUUUAUCUUUUGAUUGCACUUGGAAAAUGCUGAAGGACCAGUUCGGUGAAUGUGAGAUCUGUGGGACACAGGGACCGUGGGGUAUAGCAUCCACCACCAGGAGGCAGGACACUGAAAGAAGUUGAAAGCUCUACCCCACUUUACUAUAGUUGGUUUUUUCAGUGUGCUCAUGGAGACCCAACCAUCUCCCUUUGUUCAACAUUUUUUUCAGCAGUCUGGCACCAGGAGUUGCCAGAGAGAGCUUUUCAUGCAGGACUGCCUCUACAGGGUAUCCAUGGAUGGAUAGAGCACUGCCCAGCAGGCCUGGACUGGCAAUCUGUGGGUUCUGGCAAAUGCCAGAGGGGCUACAAUAAGGUGCCAUAGAAAGUCAGUAUUUAGUGGGCUGUUUAGGUCUCUCUGUGGGCUGAUUAGGCCUCUGUGUACCUGAAAUGCUAGGGCCUAUCUUAAUUCUCAGUCCAGACCUGCUGCCCAGCACUAGCCAGGAACAAGGACCUAAGGGAAGGGCUCCGCUUGUCAUAGCUUUAUGUGCCUGACUCGAGUCACCUGGACUCGGUGAGUAAGUUUCCCCCUUAAGCGCAACUAUGCGUGCCAGCAGCCCCAGUUGCCUUCUGAGCCCUAAGUUUAUGCAAACCCGGUGCCUAAGGGGUGGGAAUUCUGGGCGACUCUUCCGCUGUGAUUCGCGCCGUCUCCUGGUUACGCGGUACUGACGUCACUUCCCCAACUCGCAUCUGUGACUUAUAUUGCUAGCCCCCGCUCAACUGCCGCUCUCCAUAUUGAAAGGAGAACCAGAGAGUUACCACUCGUCAUCCAAAUAUGUUAAGCUCCAAGGAGAACCCACUCGACAUACAACACCUGGACAGGUUACUUCUAACGGGGCACAACUAUUUGAGAGCAAGGGGAAUAAGUGGGAUUGCACUUGCUCAGGUGGGGCACACACUGUGGGGAGAAGAAACUAAGGGAAAACCUCACCAGAAGUUUCUAUUACUUCCCUAUCCUAGUCCAUUUUAUGUCUAAGAAACAUUUCACCAUGUCAGACAAUCAGGAGGGUCCAUUUACCAGAGGGGCACAUGCUCAAUCUAAAGUUAUGUAUUUGGCUUGUAUUUUAUGCUGCAAAUGACCCCUCGCCAAUGUAUAAAAAUAUUUUUAAAAA
This is a messenger RNA of Xenopus laevis (African clawed frog), 3220 nucleotides long. It is a transcript of the gene hnrnpm.L, whose product is annotated as heterogeneous nuclear ribonucleoprotein M L homeolog. The transcript is spliced from 16 exons. Gene Ontology annotation, molecular function: RNA binding; mRNA binding; nucleic acid binding. Lineage: Eukaryota; Metazoa; Chordata; Amphibia; Anura; Pipidae. Bases 60 to 2195 code for a protein of 711 amino acids. Gene Ontology annotation, cellular component: ribonucleoprotein complex; nucleus; cytoplasm. The record is from RefSeq and is a predicted model, not a curated record.